UCCCUCCAAAUACAAUUUAGUUUCGAGCUUAAUCUCUUCCGAUCGACAUGAAAUCUUUGAUAAUUUUGUUGUUCGUCAUCGUGGAUUAUGCAACGAGCCACUGUUUGGUGCAAAAUUCCGUCAAAUGUGCCAUCGAGGAAAAUCUUGCUGACCCCGUUUGGCUUCACGAAAUUUGUCAAAAAACCCAAAAAGAAAGCUUGGAAAGCGUUUCAAUCGUUGGUGUCGUUCAAAAUGACUUCAAAACUUACCGAACUUUAGAAAAUUAUUGUGAGCACGGAACAAUUGGGAGACUCAGUUGGAUCAAUUACACGAAAAUUAUCGAACCGAUACUCAAUAGUCGACGUGUUAAAGUGAACAUUCCUCGCGUGACUCGUGCCAUAAUUGAUGGUCAACCAGAGUUGCUGCUUAAACGGGAUCAUGCCACGGAUCACGAACUUCAACUGGAAGUCCUCGUUGAACAUUUGCCGUUGCGUUAUGAGUUGCGUAACAUCCAACGAACCGCUUGGGAAAACGUCACAAGACAGGAAAAAGAAAUUUUAGCGGAAGCUUACCUUCGAAACGACGACGAAAAAUCAAAAAUACUCACCCAAAACCCUUUGAUCGUCACAAAUCACAGCAUUUUUCACAUUUUCCCCUCAAACAUCGCCGAAGGAAGCGAAAUGCGCCUUUACGAAAACGAUCAAAUUAACAGAAUUGUUGUCGGACAUCCGCGAGACUUGCAUCAAAUUCGCGAAACGAUGCGCAUCAGCAAACGCAUGGCUGCCAAAUCGCACACUUCAGUUCGUGUCGAAGGAAUUCCCGCGAAAAUUUGGUACGAAAUUACGGGAGAUUUGACGCUCGUUUAUUCUGAUUUUAAGGAAGAACGGAAAUUGCUGAAAGCGCAAGUUAUUGAGUCGAAAAUGAUCGAUAUUCGACAAGUUGGGUCCUCGAUAAGUAGAAUUGGCGUUUCUUAUGACGAUGCAUUGAACGGAGUUGAAGAUCCGGAAGCACGUUAUCGAACUUUUAAUAUUUUGGCGAUUUGUGCGAGUGUUUUGUUCUUUGGAACGAUGCUCGUGGUGUUCACAGAUGUCGUUUUGAAGUUGUUGCGGAUGAGGAAAGAGAAGAAAAUUGCUCAUAAAAAAAUUGGGAAUCAUCUUGAAAUGAUUUGAAAUUAUUUUUAAAUUAAUUUAUAAUAAUAUUUUUUGAAAAAUUAUUUUUAAAAAAUUUAAAACAAUUAGAAAAAAAAAUAAUUUUAUUUAUUAAAAAUUUUUAAUUAUUUUUUUAUAGAAAAUUUGAGGAAAAAUUUUUCAAAAAAUUUUUUA
Culicoides brevitarsis is the source of this 1301-nucleotide messenger RNA. RefSeq lists its product as uncharacterized. The transcript has 2 exons. The record is from RefSeq and is a predicted model, not a curated record. NCBI's taxonomy places the organism in Eukaryota, Metazoa, Arthropoda, Insecta, Diptera, Ceratopogonidae. The coding region runs from base 48 to 1148 and encodes 366 amino acids.